This is a messenger RNA of Amphiprion ocellaris (clown anemonefish), 3983 nucleotides long. RefSeq names its product histone deacetylase 6 (gene hdac6). Gene Ontology annotation, cellular component: histone deacetylase complex. Gene Ontology annotation, molecular function: histone deacetylase activity; zinc ion binding. Bases 176 to 3355 code for a protein of 1059 amino acids. Gene Ontology annotation, biological process: chromatin organization. The record is from RefSeq and is a predicted model, not a curated record. The transcript is spliced from 29 exons. Lineage: Eukaryota; Metazoa; Chordata; Actinopteri; Pomacentridae.
CGUGGUGACGCAGUUUGAGGGCGACAGUGUUGGAGUUCGGUUGUCGCUCAGAACCAGGACCUGGACCUGGACCUGGACCUGGACCUGGACCUUCGUCUGCAAAUAUUGUGACUUUAUCUGCUGCGGUUUCAGCGUUUGGAACCAGACACUUUCCGUAGAUCUUAGUGGAUCAGAGAUGCAGUCUGGAUCAGUUCCUCCAGAACCUGGACUGAAGUCUGUCCGAAGAUCUCCUCGUCUGUCCCCCCAGGUAAACAGUGAAGCCGAGCAGCAGAGAGGAGGCAACCUGCAGGAGGCCAAGAUGAGAGGGAGGCUGAAGAUGAUGGAGAGGAGCAGAGAGGAGGAUCUGAGCGACCACCUGAAGACACUGGAUCUGUCCAGCUGCUUAGCAGUGGGUUCUGGAACUGGUCUUGUUUACUCUGAGAAAUUCACCGUCCACCAGAACCAGUGGGACUCCAGCCAUCCAGAGUGUCCGGAGCGGGUGACGUCCAUCAUGGCGGAGCUGGACAGACGGCAGCUGGCGUCUCUGUGUGUCCAGGUCCAGCCCAGAGAAGCUGCAGAAGAAGAGCUGCUGCUCGUUCACACGAAACGUUACGUGGACACCAUGAGGUUGACUCAGACGAUGACGCAGACAGAACUCCAGACUCUGUCCAACAAAUACGACUCUGUCUACCUCCAUCCUGAUUCCUUCCAGGUGUGUGCACUGGCGGUCGGGUCGGUUCUGCAGCUGGUCGAUCAGGUUCUCACCUCAGAACUCAGGAACGGAUUUGCCAUCAUCAGACCUCCAGGUCAUCACGCCCAGAUGGAAGAGGCCAACGGUUUCUGUAUCUUCAACAAUGUAGCAAUCGCAGCUCGCUACGCUCAGAGGAAACACGCCGUCAGCAGGGUGCUGAUCGUGGACUGGGAUGUCCAUCAUGGUCAGGGUAUCCAGUACGUGUUCCAGGAGGAUCCCAGUGUCCUGUACUUCAGUGUCCACAGGUAUGAACUUGGGUCUUUCUGGCCUCACCUGUCAGAGUCUGACAGCCAUUUUGUGGGCAGCGGACGAGCAGAAGGAAGAAACAUCAACAUUCCCUGGAACAAGACAGAGAUGACUGAUGCUGAUUACAUCACUGCCUUCCAGCACGUUCUGCUGCCGGUGGCCUACGAGUUCCAGCCUCAGCUCGUUCUGGUCUCUGCUGGAUUUGACGCUGCAGUCGGAGAUCCUAAGGGCGAGAUGUGUGUGAGUCCUCAGUGUUUCCAUGUUCUCACUCACAUGUUGAUGAGUUUGGCUGAGGGUCGACUGGUCCUCGCUCUGGAGGGAGGUUAUAACCUGCAGGCGACAGCAGAGGGCGCUGCAGCCUGUGUUGUAGCUCUGCUGGGCGGAGCUUGUCCUCCACUGAACCCACCCACUGCUCCGUCUGACAGCGCUCUGCAGUCCAUCUCUCAGACGGUCACGGCUCUGUAUCCACACUGGCCCUCCCUGCAAGUCCACGAAGGCGGCCCAUUGGCUGAGGGACAUGUCAUCAGAGAAACUACAAAGGAGAUGGAUAAGAAGCCUGGCCUUGCCCCCUCUGUUGCCAUGGUAACAGGUCUGGUUUAUGAUGAGAGGAUGAUGGAACACUUGAACAUGUGGGACAGACAUCACCCUGAACAGCCUCAGAGAAUCUUUAAGAUCUUCUCCAAACAUCAGCAGCUGGGCUUAGUUGAUCGUUGCCAGCGGAUACCAGCCCGCUUAGCGACAGAGGAGGAGCUAUCCAUGUGUCACAGCUUGCAGCACAUCGAGCAGAUGAAGGCCACGGCGGCCAUGAAGCCCAGAGAGCUGCACAAACUGGGGGACGAGUUCAACUCCAUCUACAUCAACAACCAGAGCUUCCAGUCUGCCCAGCUGGCGGCCGGGGGCUGCUUCAGCGCUGUCGACAGCAUCCUGGGAGGACAGGUGAGUAACGGUGUGGCCAUUGUCCGUCCACCUGGUCACCACGCUGAGAUGGAUGCUCCCUGUGGCUUCUGUUUUUUCAACACAGCAGCACUUGCUGCUCACUACGCCCAGAAGAUCUCCCAUGAUCCUCUGCUGCGAGUCCUGAUCCUAGACUGGGACGUUCACCAUGGCAACGGGACUCAACACAUGUUUGAGGACAAUGACAGCAUUCUGUACAUCUCUCUCCAUCGCUACGACAACGCUACCUUCUUCCCGUCUUCAGAGGACGCCGCUGUUGACAGGGUGGGCGUGGCUAAGGGGGAGGGGUUUAAUGUCAACGUGGCAUGGAGCGGAGGGCGGAUGGGCGAUUCUGACUACCUGGCUGCUUUUCACCACAUCGUCAUGCCGAUUGCUACCGAGUUUAACCCCAGUCUGGUUCUGGUGUCGGCCGGGUUUGAUGCUGCUCGGGGCGACCCGUUGGGUGGAUAUCAUGUGACCCCAGAGGGAUAUGCCCACCUCACACACAUGCUGAUGUCACUGGCCGGAGGGCGUGUCCUGCUCAUCUUAGAGGGGGGUUAUAACUUGUCGUCCAUCUCGGACUCUAUGACGAUGUGCACCAGUGUGUUGCUAGGAGACCCUCCUCCGUCCUUAGCAAGGCCCCUCCCCCCUCCUCACCGCAGCGCCGUGGCAACGAUCAACGAGGUUAUCCGUCAUCACGCCCCCUACUGGCGGACCCUGAGGAUACACAUUCCACAGUCAGUGCUGGCCGCUCUGCCGUCCCCAAAGCAUCGUGGGAAACGUAGUUCUAAAGGAAACAGCAGGAAGUCAGAGCAGAACACCGCCAACAGAUCGCCAUCUGCAGAUGCCACGGCACGGUGCAGUCUGGAGCAGCUCACGCAGGGAUUGGCCUGUUUGGACAUCAGUCAGAUCUCAGCUACGUCCACGCCGGUGGGCGGGGCCAGGCCAAAGGUCCGCUUGAGCCCGGAAGAGGAGCCAGGUGAUGUCACACCUGAGCUCAGCCAAUCAGCAGAGCUGCCUCAGAAGAUCACCGUGGCAACGCCACAGUUAUUCACCACUGGAGACAAAGCUGCAGAAGGAGAGGGGGCGGAGCCAGAGACAGAGGGAGCGUGUGGUUGGUCGAAGCCUCAGGCAUCUCUGGAGCUGUCCACUCUGUAUGUGGUCGACCCCCUGCCGUGGUGUCCUCACCUGGACGCCGUGAAGCCCCUCCCACCUUCAGGUGUCGAUGUCCUCCUGCCGUGUGAGGACUGCGGCUCUGACGCUGAGAACUGGAUCUGUCUCACCUGUUACCAGGUGCUCUGUGGUCGCUACGUGAACGAGCACAUGGUGUCUCAUGGCGUCGUCUCCCAACACCCGCUGGUGCUGAGCUUCUCUGACCUUUCAGUGUGGUGCUACCUGUGUGAGGCGUACGUCCACAACCAGGUAACACAACCAGAUCCUCUUUGAGGCUAAAAACGCUGCUCACUGUGCCAAGUUUGGAGAAGAGAUUCCAGGGUGGAGCUGAAGCCUCGCCGUCUUCACGGUGAUGGGAUGGUUCAGGGCGUUGCCAUGGAUACCAGCAUCAACGGUGCUUCGUGGGAAAUCCAGCGACAUCGUACGGCGUCCCACAGCUGCCAAAACACUCCCAUUAAAAACCCGUUUUUAUCUCCUCAUCAUCAGUUUGUUGACAGAAAAUGUGACGAAUCACCAGCAGAAGGAACAACAAACAACAAACAAACAACAAACACUGUUUGUGUUUAACAUGAAGAAACAAACAGAAUUUUUUCAUUUUCCUGAAACGAGGCUUAAAACUCCAUAUUUCUGUGGAAAAAAAAGAUAAUUUUAUAUUAGUUCAAACAUUUUAAGAAGUUGUUCUCCAAUAAUAAAAUCCUGCAGCGAUCAGUUGAUCAGCAGAAAACAGUUCUAUUGAUCGUCCAUAUGUUGGUUCUGAAAUGUUGAAGAGCUGAUUUCAUCCAGUAAACCAUCAAAUGAUUGGUGUGGGUAUUGAUUAGAGGAGCUCUGUGCAAUAUGAGUCACAAUGUUUGUAUUGUUUCUAUUAAAGAGGUUGUGAUCGAUCACCUGAUCAAUAAUCGUC